AUGCCUACCCUCGAUAUAUACCAUAUCCGUAACAACCCAGAACUCUACGCUGAAACCUGCCUGUCACGAAACUUACCUAACCUCGCCUCCAGCCCAUUCCGCAUCAUUAAGCUCAUGUACUAUCACCAGGCUUUGCAGUGGGCUGUAAAAUCUUUAUGUGAACGCGCAAAUGCUUUAGACAACGAGCUUCUAGUGCUGGAAGAAGAGGGGAAGAAUAUUCAAGAAAAGCUCAAGGAAGCGAGGGAGAUCAAGAUCAAGAUUCUUGAAGUUGAAGAGGUGGAGGUGGAUAUCAUGAGCAAGAUAGAGGACUUGGCGCUGGCGUUACCCAAUAUUUUAAGCAAGGAGACUCCGAGAGGGCCCGACUGGGAUUAUAUCUGCUCUGCCAACGCCGAUGAGAAAGUCAUUCAGAUCAAGGACAGCAAAGGAAAGCAUAUUCAUCAUUUCGACAUCGGAAAGCAGCUCGGAAUCCUCGACUUUGCUUCUGUCGACGCUGCCUCCAGCAAGGGAUGGUACUAUCUCGUCGGCGUCGGCGCCCUCUUAGAACAGGCCCUUGUCUCCUAUGCUCUCACCUUCACAACUCGCAACGGCUGGACUCCCGUCUCGCCCCCGUCCCUAGUCCGCUCUCAAAUUUCUGCCGCCUGCGGGUUUCAAGCUCAGGAUAGUAGCGGCAAGCAACAGGUUUACAACAUUGCGCAGGAUGAGAAGGAUAAGACUAGAGGUGUGCCUGGGCUGAGCCUGACGAGGACAAGCGGUAUUGCAUUGGCUGGUAUGAUGGCAAACAAAAUAAUCCCGGAGGAAUUGCCGCUGAGAAGGGUCGCUGCUUCAAGAUGCUAUAGGCCUGAGGCUGGGCCAGAUACGGAGGGAUUGUACAGAGUGAAUGAGUUCACUAAGGUGGAGUUAUUUGCCUGGACGAAGCCAGACGAGGAAGAGAUGGGGUACUUCUUCGACGAAAUCAUCGACAUUCAAACUGAUAUCCUCGGCGCCCUCGGAAUUACGUGCCGUGUCCUCGAUAUGCCAGUCCAAAACCUCAGAGCCAGAGAGGCCCGUAGAGUCGCGAUCAAAGCCUUCUUCCCCUUCCGCGCCGUGGAGUCGACGGUUGGCGACGAGGAUGAGAAGCGAAGCUGGAAAUGGGGUGAUGGGGUUCCCGUGGACGGUACAUGGGACGGUGUUGGCGGUGCCGAGGGUUGUGGCGGCGUUGCUAGAGAUUGGAUGGGAUGCGGAUGA
Messenger RNA from Fusarium mangiferae, 1224 nucleotides. RefSeq lists its product as uncharacterized. Bases 1 to 1224 code for a protein of 407 amino acids. The transcript is spliced from 2 exons. Gene Ontology annotation, cellular component: mitochondrion. Lineage: Eukaryota; Fungi; Ascomycota; Sordariomycetes; Hypocreales; Nectriaceae. Gene Ontology annotation, molecular function: ATP binding; serine-tRNA ligase activity; tRNA binding. The record is from RefSeq and is a predicted model, not a curated record. Gene Ontology annotation, biological process: mitochondrial seryl-tRNA aminoacylation.